AUGACGAAUGAUCAAGUGCCGCGUCGGGGUCGGCCUCGGGUAGAAGGCCGUGACCGAGUGAACGACCAAGUCGAGAUUAGGCGAACACGCAUGAGAUUGGCGCAAAGAACGUACCGAGCCCGGAAAGAAAGCGCAUUCAACCAGGAGAGAACCCGCAACCAACAACUCAGCCAAGCCCUGGAUCGGGCGCUGGCAACCUUUACCGUGUUCCAUCAGCAUGCCCUAGGCCUACCUGAGGUACGCGGCUCGUCGGAUCUUAUUGCCAGUUUGAAUCAAGCGGCCUCUGAAAUGGCAACCAUUGCCAGUGACACAAACAAGUCAGUCAGGUUGUUAUUUAGUUCGGAAGCCUUUGAUUCCGAAACUCAACGGCAGCAACCGGGGAACAUUUCGCUUACAGACGAGGGCGCUGGAGAUUUACAAACCCAAAUGUUGUCCAAGACCGUCGCCCUCACCAUUCGUUCAGCUGACCUCAUAUUGGGCACACUAUCUGAAAAGCUGUUUCGAGCUUGUCUCGAGCGUGUCUUCACCAUCCUAGCAGGGAACUCUGGACCCAAGGGCCGAGUCCUAGACUUGAGGCUGCCUCUAGACAUCCUCGGUGAGGAACUUCUCAGGUCCGAGUCCCUCAAUAUCCUAGCACUACCUGUCGUCAUGGAUGACUACCGCUACCUCCCCCAUUCCAUGCCCCAUUUGCCACUCUUGUACCGUGUUGUUGAGGGAAGCCAGGACAUUAUACCUCGAUUACCGGCACCGUCAGUGCAGAGGAUUGUAAGGGGAAGGACGAGGACGAGGCUCGCGACUGCAUUUGAGCCGCUUCAAGGAGAGUGGCUCGAGGCUAUGGAUGUUGAGGAGUACUUGGAGGACAGGGGUAUUUUCCUGCGUGGUGCCGACUUGAGUCAUGAGAUCAACAAUCAGAGCUCAGCUCCUUCGGUCCAGCACUCUGCCGAGAUAAACUAUCAACAGCAGCAACUACCCGAGGUCGAGGACCCGUCUGGAGAAGGGCAUCAUCAUGAAGAUGGAGAUUAUUCUGUGUUUGGUGUCCCAACAACCCAAGAAUGGAUUGGCUCGGCCGAGCUUCUCCCCCCUCUUGGGACUGGCCUACAGUCCAUCGAGGAAUUAAGGGCACCGUGGACUGAUACUCCUCAGCAGAACUCUCAAGUGGCCUCCCAGAUCAUCAUCGACAUCGACAAGCUCGUGCAGCUGCUAGCCUCGAGUGCAACAUGUCUAGGGCCUGUGCCAGGAAUCCGGCGAACUGCGGUGGACUCGUCAAUUGCACAAUCUGUAAUUCAGCUGUCGGGGUAG
Messenger RNA from Fusarium vanettenii 77-13-4, 1299 nucleotides. RefSeq lists its product as uncharacterized. Bases 1 to 1299 code for a protein of 432 amino acids. The record is from RefSeq and is a predicted model, not a curated record. The transcript has 2 exons. Lineage: Eukaryota; Fungi; Ascomycota; Sordariomycetes; Hypocreales; Nectriaceae.